AAAGCACCAGAGAGCUUUUAUAAAAGCUAAGCCAAGGCAAGGGCUGAAACCACGACGAACACCAACACACCAUCGUUCAUCAAUUCGUUCGCGAAUCUGUGAAGGACUAGCAAACUCACCCUCGAUUCUUUCGCUGUCUUUGAUUUUAUUUUCAUUUUCCACGUCUUUUUUUUGUACUCGAACAAAUCGGUAGCAGAAAGAUUUCACCGUAAACGCAACUGAUCAGUAGCGGAGAUCUAUCAAGUAUCCAAUUGACCUUGUAAUUUCUACAGUGACAUUAAUGGACCCCUCCAUCAUGAAGCUCCUUGAAGAGGACGAGGACGAAACUAUGCAUUCUGGGGCGGAUGUGGAGGCGUUCACAGCUGCUCUGAACAGGGACAUAGAGGGCGAUACGUCCAAUUCUCAACCCUCUGAUUCAGAUAGUGCAGCUUUAUCUCAAGGAAGCAAUCAAACUUCCAGUCAGUUGUUUCAGCAAUGGCAAACUUCCAGCCAAGAUGAAAAUGCUAAUUGUCAAGGUCAACAAUAUCUGAAGGGUUCACAGCAACAGGAGCAACGAUCAUCUGAAAUGUUGCCGAAGCAACAUGCAUCUGGUUAUGAGAACCAGCAACCACAAAUUGACACAUCGCAAGAACGGAAUUGCUUCCCACUGCAAGAGAAACAAUCACAAAAAGAUUGUCAACAAUGGCAAGCUGAAGCAGAACAAAAUACCCUACAAUCACAUUCUUCUCAAACAAUGGACAUGCAGAAUUCUGAGAAGAAUCCCAUCCAUGUUAGGGAGCCAGACAGAACACAAUAUCCAAACAGCGAAUCUCAAUACUCAAAGUUACAGAAGAUGAGUAAUCAACAUCCAAUGGCACCCGAGCAGGCAAUUAAUCCGAUGAAUCAUGGCAAACAAGUGCCAUUUGCACUUUUGCUCCCGGUCAUACAACCCCAACUUGAUAAGGACCGAGCCAUGCAACUUCAGACUCUUUAUAUUAAACUGAAGAAAAAUGAGAUCUCUAAAGAUGUAUUUGUGCGCCACAUGAGAAGUCUUGUUGGAGACCAGAUGCUCAAGAUGGCGGUAUUCAAAUUGCAAACACAGGCUGCCCGAAACUCUCAGGCCGGGCCCAACCAAUUUCCUUCACAGUCUCAGGCUUCAGUGCAACAACACCAUAUGAAAAUGCAAACUAUUAAUGGAAAACAGUUCACAAAACCUCAAUCACUUGCACAACUUCAUCAGAAGGGUUUUCCUGAAGAUCCAUCCCAUAUUCCCUCUACAGCAGCGCAACUGAAAUCUGUUUCAAACAAUGCAUCAAUGGGUAAUGCUCAAAAAUCCCAAGAGGUGGAACACCAAUCAGUGUCACAUGGAAUGCAAGUAAGUCAAACGUCUUCUUCCAGGUUGAGUACCCUAAAUCAAGAAAAGGAGCGCUGCACGAUCCCAAUCCAAGGUCUUAGCAAGCAGCAGCAACAGCAACAGCAACUGCACUUCCCACAGUCCUCUUUUCCCACGUAUGGAAAUUCUGGUGGUAAUUAUCCGCCAUUUUCCGGAACAAAUGUAAAUACAUCUUCAACAUCUCUUAAUCAGCAACCUCAUGAUUUACAAAUGAGGCAAGAUCCAGUCAAUCAAAGCAUGGGUGCUUCUCAGUCCAUGAAUGUGACUAGCUUGCCUAAAUUUGAGAGACAGGAUUCUUUCAGUGAACAGACGAGAGUGCAGGGUGGAACUCUUUCGCACUUGACAAAUAAUUCAGCGUUGCAACAGAAUUCAGCUCAUUGGCAAUCAUCACCCAGUAAAGUGCAGAAAACUGGUGCUCCAUCAUCAAUGACUUAUGUAAAACAGGAACCACUUGACCAGUUGAAUGAGCAACAAAACAAAUCCCAGUUGUCUACCCCACACCCACAGGGGUUGUCCGCUUUCUCUUCUGCACACACUGAACAAGGAAAUGCCAUUCCAGGAACUUCAAUGGGUGAAACUUUUGAGAUGCAGUCCAAUAGGAUGGGGUUCUCAACAUCUACAAGUACAGCACCCUCGAAUUCAGUGUCAUCUUCCAUGACACCCCAGCUGGAUCCUAAUUUCUUGUUAAGCUCUAGGAUAGUAUCUUCAACCUCUCCCAUUGGGCCUGGAAGUAAUGGGAAAGCACCCACAAGAAAGCCUUAUUUUGGCCAGAAGAAACCACUUGAAGCACUUGGUUCUUCGCCACCUCUGUCAAGCAAGAAGCAGAAAGUAUCUGGACCAUUGUCGGAUCAAAGCAUUGAACAACUCAAUGACGUCACUGCUGUCAGUGGAGUUAAUCUCAGGGAAGAGGAAGAACAACUUUUUUCUGGUUCCAAGGAGGACAGUCGAGUUUCAGAAGCGUCUAGAAGAGCUGUGCAAGAAGAAGAAGAUAGGCUGAUUUUGCAGAAGCUGCCCCUUCAGAAAAAAUUGGCAGAAAUCAUGGCGAGAUGCGAUGUAAAGAGUAUAAGCAAUGACGUGGAGCGAUGCUUGUCACUGUGCGUGGAGGAAAGACUGCAUGGGCUGAUAAGUAAUUUGAUUAGGCUGUCAAAACAGCGGGUUGAUAUUGAGAAGGCAAGGCACCGGAUUCUUAUCACCUCCGAUGUUCGGCAACAAAUUAUUAGCAUGAACCAGAAAGCUAGAGAAGAAUGGGAGAAAAAACAGGCGGAAGCUGAAAAACUCCAGAAACUUGAUGAACCUGAAGGUAAUCCUGGAGUUGAUGGCGAUAAGGAGAAAGACGAAGGUCGUGUGAAAUCACUUAAGGCAAACAAAGAGGAUGACGAAAAAAUGCGAACAACAGCAGCAAAUGUUGCUGCCCGAGCUGCUGUAGGCGGAGAUGACAUGCUAUCAAAGUGGCAACUAAUGGCUGAGCAGGCCAGGCAAAAACGUGAAGGAGUUGAUGUACCAUCUGGUUCUCAACCGGGUAAAGAUGUGAGCCACAAUCCUUCGUCAGCCUUUGGAAGAAAUGCAAAUCAAGAGGCAGAAAAAAGGGGCCAGUCAGCUGCCUUUGCCACAUCUGGUUCGAGUAGAAAAUUUGGAAGGAAUCAAGUUUCAGUGCCUCAACCAGUGGUGGUCCGCAAGAUCUCCAUUAAGGAUGUGAUUGCUGUCCUUGAAAGGGAGCCUCAGAUGUCAAAGUCUACACUGAUAUAUCAGUUGCAUGAAAAAAUGCGUGCAGAUGCUGUAGCUGAAUAAGCUCAAGUGUGUUGCAACGCUCCCAAGCAAGUCGUGCUGUUCUUUCAUCACUGAUGGCGCCAUUACUUGAAAUUAUUCCGUCCUUAUUCACUUGUUGUAACUUGUCUGCAGUUAGUUUUAUAAAAAGUAUCAGUGGGAAGAUGUUUAAGCUUGUAAAUUGUAUAUUUUUUUUUCCUUGGUAAGUUCAGAUUGGUUCUCCAAUCCAUAUGCGUCGUUAUCUUUGGUGGUUUAUAUUUCAUUAGUUUUUGGUAGUUCUGUUUUUUUUAAAUUUAAGUGUACCAAUUUAUCUCCAAUAAAUUUUUUUUGUUGCAGUUCUUAAUAUGUUUUUUCAGAAGUUGAGUUAGAAAGUUGUAAAAAAAUCUUAAUAAUUGUUAAGUUGAUUUUCUUAGUGAGUAAUUGGACUGCUGACCUUGCAAGUCA
Molecule: messenger RNA, 3580 nt
Organism: Cornus florida
Lineage: Eukaryota; Viridiplantae; Streptophyta; Magnoliopsida; Cornales; Cornaceae
Product: transcription initiation factor TFIID subunit 4b-like
Exons: 14
Coding region: 281-3160 (959 amino acids)
Biological process (GO): transcription initiation at RNA polymerase II promoter
Cellular component (GO): transcription factor TFIID complex
Molecular function (GO): RNA polymerase II general transcription initiation factor activity; DNA binding; protein heterodimerization activity
Source: RefSeq, a predicted model, not a curated record